This is a messenger RNA of Arabis nemorensis, 573 nucleotides long. NCBI's taxonomy places the organism in Eukaryota, Viridiplantae, Streptophyta, Magnoliopsida, Brassicales, Brassicaceae. The record is from the annotation of a GenBank genome assembly.
AUGGUUGUUUCGGGAUAUGACAAAUCGCUUGGUGAGGAUGUUAUCAAGAGCUUGUUGAGUGGACACUCUUCUUCAUGUGGAGAGAUAACUAAAGUUUAUAUUCCCACACGCGUUGGAAGCGAGAGUAGUCGCAACAAGUUUGUGUCUUCUUCUUCUUCCUCCUCCAAGCUAGCUUCAUCAAGAGAUAUAAUAAUACUGCUGACUAUAAAAUAUGUUAUGCCGCCUUCGUCUGAAUGUUGUAUAGCUACUCCUGAACUUUAUGUUCAAUUGGCCAAACUCAAUGAGAAAGCUACUCCUAUCAAUGUUGUUAUGGUUUCGGGAUUUGACAUUUCGCUUCCUGAGUACCGUGUCAUGGACCCGCUGAGAAAAUAUUUCUCUGCAUGUGGAGAGAUCAGGGUUGUUUGUGUGUUUUCGAGACGAAAAUGGACUGCUUCUGUUGAGAUUUGGGGACUGAGAGAUGUCGUAGGAGAGAAGGCGUUUGCGCUUAAUGGAACUGACAUGGGAGGAUGGAAAGCAAAGGUUAGGCGUUUUGUUGAACCAGAAGAAAUAAACUUCAACACGGUUUAUUGUUGA